Molecule: messenger RNA, 564 nt
Organism: Torulaspora delbrueckii
Lineage: Eukaryota; Fungi; Ascomycota; Saccharomycetes; Saccharomycetales; Saccharomycetaceae
Gene: UBC12
Product: NEDD8-conjugating protein UBC12
Exons: 2
Coding region: 1-564 (187 amino acids)
Source: RefSeq, a predicted model, not a curated record
AUGUUAAAACUACGGCAGUUACAAAAGCAGAAACAACAAGAAAUCAAUAAGAAAGGAAGCACCUCAUCGCCCUGUACAUCUGCCGCAAGAACUCGGUUACAAAGAGAUCUAGAUUCGUUGGAAGUACCACCAACCACUCAACUACAAAUUUUACGGGCUCCCACGGAUCAAUCGCGCGAUCCGCCACUAUUACGACUCAUUGUAUCGCCCGAUGAGGGAUUCUACCGCAAAGGACACUUCACCUUUGAAAUGACUUUCACUGAAAAAUACCCAAUUGAACCACCACAAGUCCGUUGUAUGAAUCAGAUAUUCCACCCAAAUAUCGAUCUCCAAGGCAAGAUCUGUCUGAACAUUCUUCGUGAGGACUGGUCGCCCGCACUGGAUUUACAAAGCGUUAUUAUUGGUAUAUUAUUUCUCUUCCUAGAGGUGAGCGGUCGAGAUCCACUGAACAAACAGGCUGCCAGUCUUCUUGACGAAAAUCCCAACAAGUUUUCCAGACUCGUACAACAGACAAUGGCCGGCUACAGCCUCGAUGGACAACAUUAUGACAAUGUUUUGAACUAA